This is a messenger RNA of Eutrema salsugineum, 780 nucleotides long. RefSeq lists its product as uncharacterized. Bases 1 to 780 code for a protein of 259 amino acids. NCBI's taxonomy places the organism in Eukaryota, Viridiplantae, Streptophyta, Magnoliopsida, Brassicales, Brassicaceae. The transcript is spliced from 3 exons. The record is from RefSeq and is a predicted model, not a curated record.
AUGAACGAGCCGGAAAAGAUAGAUGACUUCGCGGGAAAUUUAUCUGAACUAGCUUCAAAAUCGGCUUCUCUAGGGAAAACAAUUGAAGAACCAAAACUUGUGAAUAAGUUUCUUAACAGUUUGCCUAGGAGUAAUUUCAUUCGUAUCAUCACCUCUCUCGAGCAGGUGUUGGAUCUGAAGACGACGAGUUAUGAAGAUAUAGUAGAAAGGCUUAAGGCGUAUGAAGAAAGAAUUCUCGAGGAGGAGAAUCACAGAGAAGCCCAAGGCAAGCUACUAUACGCUAACUCAGAUCAACAAAGUUUUUCAAGCUCAAGAGGGAGAGAACGUGGUAGAGGUGGCAGAGGAAACAGAGGACGAGGCAGAGGAGGCGGGUCUAACUCACAAGAACGAUCAACAAAUCAGAACCAAUCAAAGGAGAAGAAGGAUCGGUCGAAGACACAGGAGGCAAAUAAAGUGGAGACAGAAGAAGCUAAGGCACUUUAUAUGCAUGAGAUUGUGUUUUUGAGAAACAAAGCAUUUUUCUCUGAGCUCAACGAAAACAUAAGGGGCAAAAUGAAGUUUGGAGAUGGCUCUUGCGUGGGAAUAGCUAGAAAAGGAUUGAUUCUGUUUCAAAGUAAAGCAGAUGAGCAGAAACUCGUAUCAGAUAUCUACUAUAUAUCUGAGCUUAAAAGCAACAUUCUGAGUCUAGGACAAGCCACUGAAUCCGGCUGUGAUGUCAGAAUGAGACAGGAUUACUUGACUCUCCAUGAUCCGAGUGGAAGACUCUUGGUGAAGAUUUGA